UGAGUGGGGUGGGCGGAAAACGCGCAAGUCUGCGGAGGGACACGGGCAGAAAGGGGAUUCCUUCCCCCCCAUUCUCCCCGCGGUGGCAGCUGAAGGAACGCAGCGAGCGGGGUGGAAGUGCUGCCUGCGCCGCCGCCGGUCCUGGGUGCUCGAGCAGGAGCUCUCGGGGUGGGGCUGCUGCCGUCGAGUGGCACCUACGGAGCGGCCCGCCUCGGAGGCGGUGGCGGGAAGCCGCAGGGAGGCCGGCUGCGGCGGGCCGAGCAUGUCCUGUGCUUCAGAUAAGGAACACAAUGGUUCUGUUGCUAUGGACACAGAGGAGUUCGGGGAAGGACCUGGACAGGUCACCAUGGUACAGGAAGAUGCAACGCCUGGUACUGGAGACAAGGAGAAAACGUGUAAGAGAGCAAUGGGAGAGCUACCUGAGGAGGUGCUGGAGUAUAUCCUGUCCUUCCUGUCUCCCUACCAGGAGCACAAGACUGCUGCCCUAGUGUGUAAAAAGUGGUAUCGACUUAUUAAAGGUGUGGCACACCAGUGUUACCAUGGUUUUCUGAAGGCCAUACAGGAGGGUAAUAUCCAGUGGGAGAGCCGUACAUACCCUUACCCUGGCACUCCCAUUACACAGCGCUUCUCACAUAGUGCAUGUUAUUACGACCUAAACCAGUCAAUGUAUGUGUUUGGAGGCUGCACCCAGAGCAGCUGCAAUGCUGCCUUCAAUGACCUUUGGAGGCUUGACCUCAACAGCAAAGAGUGGAUCCGACCACUUGCAUCAGGCUCUUACCCCUCACCAAAGGCAGGGGCAACACUUGUUGUGUACCAGGACCUGUUGGUCCUUUUUGGGGGUUGGACCCGUCCCAGCCCGUACCCCCUACACCAGCCAGAAAGGUUCUUUGAUGAGAUCCACACAUACUCUCCAUCCAAGAACUGGUGGAACUGCAUAGUAACCACCCAUGGACCUCCACCUAUGGCGGGGCAUUCCUCCUCUGUUAUAGGCAGCAACAUGAUAGUGUUUGGAGGUUCCCUUGGUGCACGGCAAAUGAGUAAUGAGGUGUGGGUUCUGGAUCUGGAGCAGUGGUCUUGGUUCAAACCACCUAUAUUCGGAUCUUCCCCACAUCCCCGAGGGGGCCAGUCACAGAUCGUGAUUGAUGACGAAACGCUGUUGAUUCUGGGAGGCUGCGGAGGUCCUAAUGCUCUGCUAAAGGAUGCCUGGCUUCUGCACAUGAGGUCAUCCCCCUGGUCCUGGCAGCAGUUGCGGGUGGAGAAUGAAGAUCAUGGUGCCCCGGAGCUGUGGUGCCACCCAGCCUGCAGGGUGGGCCAGUGUGUGGUGGUCUUCUCCCAGGCACCAUCAGGCCGUGCCCCUCUCAGCCCUAGUCUCAAUUCCCGCCCCUCCCCAAUCAGUGCUACACCUCCAGUGCUACCCCCAGACCCACCAUCCCUGCGGUCCCAGUCCCCAGUGCGGGGUGGGGCUGGGGGCAUGGUUCUAGGUGCUGCUGAGGAGAUGCCCUGUGUCAAUGGCCGUUGGGGGACGCUGAGGCCUCGGCCAUCUCCCAGGGGGGGCACCAGAGAUGGGAGCCCCUCCUCCUCACAACAGUUGUCACCGUGUCGGGGCUCAGACAGCCCACCCCUGCCUUCCUUGCUCAACGGUUCCUCUUCUUCAUCGCGUACAAGCCCUGCUCAAGCUGCCUCACCUCCACCUCGGCUGCACACCCGAGGUCCCUCUGAUCAGGGCUGGGACUCCCCUACCUCUUCCACAGCUGCCUUGAGUUUUGCCCCUGAGCAGGCCAGUUCAAACGGUGUCCACACCCCACCUGGAUCUCCCCACACUCCUCCUGGGGGCGUGUCACCUGGGGCACUGCGCCGAGGACUAGAAGCAGUGAAAGCUCUCUCUUCAACAUUGUCAUCGCCGGCAUCGUCUGCCAUGCAGUCUCAAACGGCUGGAGGUACUGGAACAGGAGGGUCAUCGGGUACUUCCUCGUCUUCAAGCAGCCCGCCCCAAGCUGUCGGGCUCGAUGGACACUCAAUCCCUCCCAUUGCUCGGCGCCUGGGCCACCACCCACCCCAGAGUCUUAAUGUUGGCAAGCCCCUUUACCAGUCGCUCAACUGCAAGCCCAUGCAGAUGUAUGUGCUGGAUGUGUCUCGGGCCCACAAAGAUGGUGUUGUUUCCUGGAAGGUGUUUGGGAGUGGAGGAGGGGUCGUGGGCAGCAGUGGACCAGUGCUGGGGCCCCCUGAGACCAGCCUCCACACUGUGGUCCAAGGCCGAGGGGAGCUGAUUAUCUUCGGUGGCUUGAUGGACAAGAAGCAGAAUGUUAAGUACUACCCCAAAACCAACGCCUUGUAUUUUGUGCGUGCAAAGAGAUAAUGAGCGAGUGAUGAGAAGGAGACACGGUACGGGGAAAACACUGAUGGGGAGAGCAGAGAGCUGUGCACAAGGUGGGCACCAACGCUUCCAGAUGGAAGGCUGUUUGGCGAUGGAGGGAACAUAUGGGAUGGUUUCUAGCUCAGUUCUUGCUUGCCUUUUACCUUACGCAAAUUCUGUUCAGUGAAAAAAGAAAAGAGUGGAAUGAACUGCCUGGCCAUGGUCAUGGUCGCAUCAGAAAGUGGUUGAACGUUCUGUUCGCUGUCCCCAGAGGUAGAAUGACAAAUGGAGGAUGGGCCUGUCCAUCCUGAUGUCUUUCUCUGUCAGAAAGAAGACAACACACGAUCCAGGUCUUCUCCUAUUGUUCUGCAGCUGGAGCAAUAAGAUGACAAGAGUGCUGCCCAGUUUUGUCUUUCCUGUUAAUGGAGGAAACCUUUUAAAGUGCAUUGUUUACAGUGAUCUCUGUGUGUGUGCGUGUGCGUGUGUGUGUGUGUGUGUGUGUGUGUGUGUGUGUGUGUGUGUGUGUGUGUGUGUACAAGAAGGCUGGCCUUGGUAUGACUAAUGAAUGGAGCAAGAGACGGUGGUCAGGAAACAAUACAUGUGGCUCUGUAAAGAUAAAUAUGAAUGUUGCUCUUGAAAGAAUAAAAAAAGGAAGUGGAGCUUGAGUUGCCAAGUACUUGUGUGGCGGAUGUAUGUACUGUAACCUAUAACUCUUAUGUAUAGCAUACAUGUGUUUGUUUUAACACAAGUCUACGAUCUCAUUUAUUUAGGAACACGCCCAAGGUUUUCUAUGCAAACAGAUGAAGUCGUAGAUUUCUUUCCUAUCACUGAAGUGCUGAAAAAGAGAUAUUUUUAGGUUU
Messenger RNA from Scleropages formosus (Asian bonytongue), 3213 nucleotides. RefSeq names its product F-box only protein 42-like. The transcript has 10 exons. The record is from RefSeq and is a predicted model, not a curated record. Lineage: Eukaryota; Metazoa; Chordata; Actinopteri; Osteoglossiformes; Osteoglossidae. The coding region runs from base 263 to 2356 and encodes 697 amino acids. Gene Ontology annotation, cellular component: SCF ubiquitin ligase complex. Gene Ontology annotation, molecular function: ubiquitin-like ligase-substrate adaptor activity; protein binding.